GAAAAUUUGUAAUUUAACCUGAAGAAAUCGGAAGCCCUAGCUCUUCAACGUGCGCCUACAACCCAACAGCCAGUACUGCCGACGAUUCCCUCCGGCCACACCAGACGCCUAUCAGCUCGAUUUAUCCCGAGUCUUCUUCAGCUAAUCGAUUUCUCCGACGCCGGCUUCAGCUAAAGCUUCAUUAACAUGAGAUUGAAAAAGCAGAAGCGUCAUCGCAGAAGUGUUAGAUUCUACACAACAUGCUUUGGUUUCAGAGCACCCUUCAAAGUUUUGUGUGAUGGAACAUUCAUACACCAUCUUCUUGUUAAUCGCAUCACUCCAGCUGACACAGCCCUCUCUAACAUCCUAGGUGCUCCAGUCAAAAUGUUCACAACCAGAUGUGUUCUUGCAGAGUUGAAAAGUCUCGGUGAAUCCUACUCUGAUUCUCUUAAUGUGGCCCGUGAUCUUGCACCUGCAAGGUGUGAUCAUGAGCAGAGGAAGAGUGCUGUGGCCUGUUUAACAGAAGUUAUUGGAGAAGACAAUUCAGAGCAUUUCUUUGUUGCUAGUCAAGAUGCUGACUUGCGCAAGAAGUUUCAAGAGAAACCAGCUGUCCCUGUAGUAUUUGCACUUAGAAAUGCUUUGUUUCUUGAACCUCCAUCUCAAUCUCAGCAACAGUUUGCCAAAUCUGCUGAAGAACAACGCUCACAUAUGAAUGAGUUGGAGUUUAAGAUGCUGAUUAAAAAGAAAAAGAAAAGCUCAGCGAAAGAGGAAUUAGGGGAAGCCUCUGACGAGGAUGAAGAUUUGUCAAAAAAGAUUAUAGAAGAUCUGAAGAAAAAUGCUGCUAAAAGGAAUUCGGAUGUGAAGGAUAAAGUACAAUUCAAGAGAAAGAAAGCCAAGGGUCCAAAUCCGUUAUCUUGUAAGAAGAAGAAAACUGAGAACCAAAAACCUGUUGCUAACAAGGAAGGUAAUGAGAAUGAGAGUGCUGAAACAAUAAGGAGCAGGAGCAAGAAAAGGAAGAGGUCUCGUAAGCAGAAAAAUCUCACUGAUUCAACUGGCUAAAUCAUGUUUUACAUAUAAAGUCUUCACAAGAUGAAGUGAUUUGUUUGUUUUGUGAUGAAGUUGUCAAGAACUACAUAUGAGGGAGUCUGUAGAGCUUAGGCUCAAUUUUUGUAGUAAUUUAUGGGUUCUGAGUA
Messenger RNA from Lactuca sativa (garden lettuce), 1172 nucleotides. RefSeq names its product PIN domain-like family protein (gene MEE21). NCBI's taxonomy places the organism in Eukaryota, Viridiplantae, Streptophyta, Magnoliopsida, Asterales, Asteraceae. Gene Ontology annotation, cellular component: small-subunit processome. The record is from RefSeq and is a predicted model, not a curated record.